AUCUUGACGUUCAUCGUCCAGAUAGAGAGGACGAGGGCUGCCGCUGCGCCGUCCUUUGGUCUCUUUUCUUUGUUGAUGUUGUGUGCACUUAUCAAAAUAGACAACACAUUUUUGCACCAUGCAUCGUGGUUGUUUUAACAGUUUAGCAACUUGCUACAUUGGGUGAAUUGGCGUUAUCUUAAACUUUUUUGCCUAACCGCUAACUUCUCCAGACGGAACGAUGAUCUGAGCGGAUUCGGACUUAAUCUGUGUUUUUCCACUUUAUCUGAAGGACCACGGGGAGCGAUCAUGAAUCUGUGUCACCGUCUGAAACUACGAGGGGUUGUUUACAGCAGGAAGAGAGGUGGAAAUGACACUCUGCUGCCACGUGGACACGGACCAAGGCAGAUUUAGGGAGAAGCACUGUGGUGCCGCCGUUUUUGCUGAUCAUCUGCGGAUUUAUUAAUACCAGGGAUCGUGUGGAUUUUUCUGUUCAUCUUUGAAAGGAGCUCACCGUUGCAUGUAUUGAUGGAGGACUGAGGCAGAGCUGGUACUUGCCCCCUCUCAGAAUGCUGGCUCUGACGGUGGAGCAGGGCAGGCGAGGGGGUGGUGAGAUCGAUCGCCUGCAGAAAGGGCCCAGCGUGGCCUGGCAGCGUCGGCAGCCGGGGAGGCCGCCUUCUCACGAGCAGAGUCUUAGCAUCAGGGAGAAAAUCUCCCAGUGGGAAGGUCGCAGUCAGGAUGCCGGCGUGAAAGCACACCCCCCGACCGUAUCCCGUACUCUGUCCGGGGACCUCUUGAGCAGGGCAUGCUCCGAUGAUGCGGCGAGAGGAGGACUUCACACAAAAGCCAAGCUCACAAAGGCCAAUGGCCACAGCAUAGAUUUACAGCAAUCUCCUGGAAAAACUGCACACGGCACGGGUGGUAGAAAGUCAGAACCUUUGCAGACAUAUUCCACUGAAUUCUCAGCCCAGUCUUCAGAAAAUAAACCUGCAGCACAGAACUCCACCGCCAACGGUGACCAAAAACCUAAUCGCAUCGUGUCCGGUGACAUCUUCUUUAAGCCUCUACCUCUAUCGGACGAUGACCACGAAGACAUGCCUGCUGGGAACUUCUACACCUCGCGGGGUUUCUGGCGAAAGCUUGAGGGGGACCGGCUGCUCUGGGAGAAGGGCAGGGGGUCCUCGGGUGACGCUCAGCCGCCCCCCAAGCCUCAGCGCACAUUUCAGUACCGGGGAGGCAGCGUGCAGUGGGAGGGCAAGUCUCCUCAUACCAACCACUCCACCGGGAAAAGCAGAAGGGCCCACCCUCCCAGUUUCCCACCUCCUCCAUGUCCGGUUGGAAAGAGCCAGGGGCUGUCAAGACACAACAAGAACAGGAAAUCUUUUGAGUACGAGGAUGCGGCGCGUCUCACAGUGAAGGAAGACCCUUCCGGUGGCGAGGCCGGGGACUCGGGGCUGUACCAUGCGUACUCUGAUGAUAAUAUUUAUGAGGACAUCGUCUGUGAGGCGAGCAGAGACAGCCCCUACGAGGACGUUAAGCUGUCGCCCAUGUGCCUCCCAAUUUCCAGGCCUCAGGUCCUGAAGCUGUCUCCUAAACCUCAAACGUUGCACGGCUACGCUAGCAAAGGGGAGAGGAAGAGAUUCCAGUCCCUCACACCUUCGAGAUUCACGCUAGCCGAUGCGUCCAAGCCAGCGGCACCCCGGCGCGCCAGCAUUCAGAAGACACCCCAGUAUGUUAACAAGAUUGAAAGCGUCUUCGACGACAAGCUUGGGAGGAAGAGAGCAAAGAACCAGGGAUUGUCAGCUCGAGAGGAGACCAGUGGGACCGAAAGUGACCCAGAGGACAACACCAAAGGCAGAUCAGUUUACAUCCAGUCCACGCUCAAGCGCCGACCGGGCUACCGCACCCUAGAGAGAGACCUGAUCCAGCUGCAGCAGCAGCAGCUCCUGCAGAUCUUCGUAGUGGUGUCGCUGAGAAAAGGCUCAUCAGGAAACACGUAUUCCCCAGAAAUUACACAGCAGUUUCCCAAAAUGUUUGAGAAGUCCUCCCGUCUCUCCAGAGAAGCUGAGGAUCAGCUUAAGGUCAUUCCAAGGUUCUGUUUCCCCGACUCAGAGGACUGGAGGCCUACCGCACACAUGCCAAGUGAGACCUUCUCCUUCGUCCUGACGGGAGAAGACGGCAGCCGGUGGUUUUGUUAUUGCCGUAAGAUCCUGCCCAGUGGAAAGGGGAAGAGGCUUCCCGAGGUGCACUGUAUUGUCAGCAAGCUGGGCUGUUUCAACCUGUUUGCAAAGAUUCUGGAGGAGGUUGAGAGGCGCAGGGAGAUUUCCACGGCGCUGGUUUACCCUUUCAUGCGUAGCGUGAUGGAGGCCCCGUUUCCAGCCCCGGGACGGACAGUCACUAUCAAAACCUUCCUCCCCGGCUCUGGGAAUGAGGUGCUCACUCUGUGUCGACCCGUGGACUCCAGAUUGGAGCAUGUGGACUUUGACAGUCUCCUGCAGUGUCUCAGUGUCGGGAAGCUCCUGCAGGUGUUCGCCUCCCUUUUACUGGAGAGAAGAGUCAUCUUCAUCGCCGAUAAGCUCAGCGUCUUGUCUCGCUGUGGCCACGCAGCACUGGCGCUGCUCUACCCUUUCACCUGGCAGCACACGUUCGUGCCCGUGCUGCCAGCCAGCAUGCUGGACGUCAGCUGCUCCCCCACGCCCUUCCUCAUCGGGGUGCUGGCCCCCUGCCUGCCACAGCUGCUGGAGCUGCCCAUCGAGGAGGUGCUCAUAGUGGAUUUGUGUGCCGACAAGUUUGUCAUUCAGCUGGGUGAUGAGGACUGCAUCCUGCCCAGCAAACUUCAAGCAGCCCUGCAGCAGAUCUUGGAGGAGAGAGGAGAAAUCCUGAAACAGGAGGCUGGAGACAGAUGUGGAGGCCAGCAGAGCGACCUGAGCGCCUUGCUGUCGGAGGCCUUCGUGCGUUUCUUCGUGGAGCUGGUGGGCCACUACCCCUUCCACAUGGUCGAGUUUCCCAACGGGAGCAAGGAGCUGCAGCGGGACAACUUCCGGAAAAGCCAUCCGUCCCGCGGCGUGCGCCAGUUCCUGCAGCUUUUCAUGGACACCCAGAUGUUUGCCGGCUUCAUCCAGGACAAGGAGCUGCAAAAAGGAGGAGGCCGAGGUCUUUUUGAAGUCAGAGUGAACGAGUAUCUGGGCUCGUACCAGGAGCCGGAGUCAAGUGGUGUAAACAAAUUUCUUAAAGGACUGGGAAACAAGAUGAAACUCCUACAAAUGAAAUGAAAACCGCGCCAACGGUCCUUGCUCUCGUCCAUAAGAGACUGACUUAUAAAUAACAGAACACUUGUCGCUGCGCAGCGGCAGAGGAAUGAAUGUAGGUCCGUUUGUGUCUGGAUGUGAAUGAGACGGUGAAGAAUCGGACACGAGACCAGUCUCGUCUUCCAGCCACGUUCGUACGUUUCAUUGGAUAAAAGCUGGACACACUUACAUGUACAGAAGAGCCAUGUUGGGGAGAGAUCGAAUACAUUCCGUCUAAUUAACCUCAGUAUCAAUGUAACUGUUUGUUAUUGUACAGAAACAUUAUUUUCUAAGUUGGAUUCAGUGCAAUUUUUAUGUCAAAUUUCAAUGUUUCGUAUUAACUGAAUAUAAGGUUGCAACCUGAUGCAUGUUUUACAUUUUGAAUAUUAAAACAAAUCACAUCUUGUCAAACUGUAAAAAAUGUUUACUGUGCUUUUAUGUGUUGGCAUAUAGAAUUAAGUUGAGGUUUAUCAACUCUGAUCAGAACGUCUGAUCUGUGAUCAGUGUUUGAACCUCGGUUAAAAUGAGUAUUUAACAUGUUGUAAAACUUUUGUUUCUCUCUUAACUGGAGUUGUACAUUUUAUAUUUUGCACAAUCUUUGUCACUCUUGUACGCUAUUGGGAAUAUUUUUGUAUUAAAGCAUGAUGUCUUUUGUACUUUUUAAAAUAAAUGGGUUUACAGGACA
This is a messenger RNA of Betta splendens (Siamese fighting fish), 3951 nucleotides long. It is a transcript of the gene dennd2c, whose product is annotated as DENN/MADD domain containing 2C. The transcript is spliced from 19 exons. The record is from RefSeq and is a predicted model, not a curated record. Lineage: Eukaryota; Metazoa; Chordata; Actinopteri; Anabantiformes; Osphronemidae. Bases 549 to 3251 code for a protein of 900 amino acids.